Electrophorus electricus (electric eel) is the source of this 1255-nucleotide messenger RNA. RefSeq names its product methionyl aminopeptidase type 1D (mitochondrial) (gene metap1d). The record is from RefSeq and is a predicted model, not a curated record. Lineage: Eukaryota; Metazoa; Chordata; Actinopteri; Gymnotiformes; Gymnotidae. Gene Ontology annotation, biological process: proteolysis. Gene Ontology annotation, molecular function: metalloaminopeptidase activity.
ACCACGUGACUAUCACUAAGACGAAAACAUGGCGGCGCCCUGUGCAGCAAGGGGCGUGUUUCGAUCAGGGCUGCGGUCAGGCAGCCCGGCGCUCCUGCAGUGGCCCGCACGGUUGCUCAGGCACCAGGGGUGCCUGCCCACUGCCCAGAGCCCGCUUUGCCGACCCUUCUUCUGGAGGAGGUGGACGAGCUCCCACCGCGUGGUCCAGCCAGCUGUGGUGCGGCCGCCUUACUCCGUGCCCAAGCACAUCCAGAAGCCAGACUACGUGUCCUCCAUCACUGUGCCCGAGUGGCCCGAUUUCACAGAGCUGAAGGAUGAGGAGCAGAUAAAAGGUUUGAGGAGGGCGUGCCAGCUGGCCAGACACAUUCUCCUGUUUGCUGGAAACAGCCUCAAGGUUGGCAUGACGACAGACGAAAUUGACUUCAUUGUACACCAGGAGACCAUUAAACACAACGCCUACCCCUCGCCCCUGCUUUACGGCGGCUUCCCCAAGUCUGUCUGCACGUCCGUAAACAACGUGGUUUGUCACGGCAUACCAGACAGCCGGCAACUUCAAGAUGGUGAUAUCAUUAAUAUAGACGUUACAGUAUACCUGGAGGGUUACCAUGGAGACACCUCGGAGACGUUUCUGAUUGGUUCGGUGGACGAACAAGGCAGGAAGCUGGUGGAUGUGGCAAAGCAGUGUAGAGACAGGGCCAUCGCAGCCUGUGGACCAGGACGAGCCCUGUGCGUCAUCGGCAACACCAUUAGUGAAAUUGCCAGCUCCAACGGCUUUUCCGUCUGUCCGUACUUCAUCGGCCAUGGGAUCGGGUCGUAUUUCCAUGGUUACCCAGAGGUAUGGCAUCACGCUAAUGACAAUGACUUACAGAUGGAGGAGGGCAUGGCCUUUACAAUAGAACCCAUCGUAAUGGAGGGAACCUCAGAAUUCCGGGUCCUCGGCGACAAAUGGACAGCGGUCUCCGUAGACGACAAAAGAUCGGCGCAGUUUGAGCACACGGUCGUUAUCACCUCUGACGGUGUGGAGAUUCUGACCAAACUGCCAGACGAAGACUGACAGGUCACGCGGCAAGGCAGGAGGUGUGCGCUCGCGUGUGUGCUUUUUUUUUUUAAAAUUUAGUACAUGAAAAGAAGAAGAAGAAUUUUUAAAAACGUUGAAUGUAAUUGAAUGUAACGGUUUCCAUUGCCUUAUAAUUUAAAGAACAUAAUGUGACCUUCAUAUUCGUUUAAUCAAUUAAACUGAAUAAUCUUCCAUUUA